GGCAACUCGCGAGCUACGAACGCGUUCUUUCUUGUUGUUUUGGAAAGGGGGACGGUUUUUGCGCGGGCGCUAUUCAACGGUUUUUGGAUAUCUCGGCUUAUCAGGAUUUGUCGGGAGGAGUUUUGGGAAAGCUAGAAGAAGAGGAAGGGGAAAAAAGUUUGAGUGGAUUGAGACUUGGUGGAUUUUACAAGUGGACUAGACUAAAACAGUCGAUUUUGGGACAAGUGCACCGGCUAAAGUUGGAAGAUGUGUCGAUGAAGUGUUUGUUUACAAAACAAGCUCUGUUGUGUUAAGUGCCUUGCCGUUUAAUUUAUGGUAAACAUUUGUGGACAAGUUUGAAAGUCACGAAGAUAAAUGUUGGAGGAAAGUUGAGCAACACACGAUUGUUUCGAAAAGAAAAGAAUUUCAAAACCAUGAAGAUGCUAGUGAUGAUGGUGGCCACUGUGGUGGCGCUGGUCCCGAUGAUCGGGGCCAUUUCGUACUGCCCGAACAGUUGCACGUGUGACGACGAAAAGUUGCACGUGACGUGCGGUGAGGGUGAGCUGGACGUUCUUCCGAUCGCGCUGAAUCCGUCGAUUAGGCGGCUCGUCAUCAAAUUCCACCGGAUCCGGUCAAUCGACUCGUCGAUUCAGUUCUACACCGAACUGACAAUGUUGGAUCUGAGUUACAACCAUUUGCUGAGCAUCCCGGAGCAGAUCUUCAUGUACCAGAAGAAGCUGCUACAGCUACACUUGAACAACAAUAAGAUUGGAUCGCUCAGUAACAAGACGUUUACCGGCUUGACGGAACUCCGGGUUCUGAACCUGCGCGGAAACUUCCUCGAUCAGGUCACGGGUGAAAUGUUCCGCACGCUGCCCAAGCUCGAAGAGCUCAACUUGGGAGGAAACCGGAUCAGUCAGCUGGACGCGAAGGCAUUCGAAGGCCUGACGGAACUUCGCAUCCUCUACCUGGACGAUAACGCGAUCAAGACGAUUCCAACGCUCUCGUUGACCCCGCUGAAGACCCUGGCUGAACUGUACAUGGGUACGAACUCGCUGUACAAGAUUCAACCCGGGGCGUUCGAGGGGCUUCAAUCGCUGCGACGACUCGACAUCCACGGGUCUAUGCUGGUCAACAUCACCGUUGAUACCUUCCGAGGCCUGGAAAGCAUUCGCGCGUUGGACCUUUCCGAUAACCAUCUGCUGAAGGUACCGACGUUGCAGUUGAGUGUGCUGAAACGGCUCGAGGAUCUGGUGAUUGGUCAGAACGACUUCGAGACGAUUCCUGAAGGAGCGUUCUUUGGAUUGACGAACUUGAAGAGCGUCGACAUCUCGGGAGCGCUGAACCUGAAGCGCAUCCAGAAGGAUGCUUUUUCCGCGAACCCAAACCUGGAGUCGGUAACGAUUGCGUCCAACAAGGAACUGCUGGAGAUCGAUGAGGGCGCCUUCUCCGGACUUCCCCACAUCAAGAAGGUCAUUCUGCGCGACAACAAGAUCUCCACGUUCCGCGAGGAACUGCUCCCGUGGAAGCACCUAACGGACUUCGAUCUCUCGGAGAACCCACUAAGCUGCGACUGUCAACUGCUCUGGCUACGCAACCUCCUCCACCGGAAGAACGUCGAAACGGAGGAGGCCCAAAUCGUGUGCGCCUACCCGGACCGUCUCCACGGAGAAUCCCUCCGAGACAUCACCCCCGAAAUGCUCGGCUGCCAGCACCUCCAGUCCAAGGAACGCGCCAUCUUCGGUGCCAUCAUCGUCGCGUCCGCCGCCACCGUCACGACCUUCGUGCUGAUCGUGUACCGCCUGCGCCACCGCAUCCUGGACAUCUUCCGGCGGCACUGGCGCACCACCAAGCGGGACACCCUGCAGGAGGAAAAGGACAUGGAGAUCCAAAAGUCCCUCGGUGAAGGCGACUACCACCAGCCGCACUGCAACAUCUACACGUACAACUACCACCCGGUGUUCAGGAACCAGCAGCAGCACCCCUCCAUGUACGCCGGAGGCCAGUACUCGCUGCCCUUCCCGCACUACCAGGCCGGAAGUCAUCAUCACCAGCAGCAGCAGAUCCCGCUGCCCCAAACGCCCGUCGUCAACGGAUCGCUUACGCUGGGUCACCUACCUUCUUCGUUGAGUGGCCACAGCUCGGGCGCGUCCUCGUCCGGCUCGACCGGAACGGCCACGACGACGAUCUACUCGCCGCAGUACGCGCACCACAUAUACGAGGUGCCCAAGAACGUCGCGGACACUUAGGCGUUACUGGCUUGAAUGUUAGAGCGAGAGAGCCACCAGGUAGAAUCGGGUAUUAUCAUCAAAAAAAAUGUAGGGUUAGGAAAUUGUCAUUGUCUCGCGAAGGCCGGGAAGUUGGGCUGCAUGAGCGGUUUGAGGUUUGACUCAAAUAGCUCAUUUUGUCCAACUGUCACCGGUCUAGUUCAUUUUCUAGGACACUCAUACAAAUUCACGCGCACAUCCUUAACUGUUAUUCAAGUGUAGGCUAAGACAAGAUGUAUAAAUUAUUAUUAACGCAUUAAGAAUGGCAAAACAAAACUGAUUAAUAUAUUGUAUUACCAGCGUGUGAAUGCGAGCGGGAGAGUGAGUAGAAACGAUGCAAAGCUUGAAAUUUACAUGGAAUUUAGUGUGAAAUUUAAAGAAGAUUAAAUGUAAAUUUGUUUCAGUGUUUUCACAGUAUGUUUUCACUUUGAUAAGCGUUGCAGUCAAUUUCAUGUAAAUUUUAGUAAGUCACUAAAUUAACUUGAAAAUCAUGUAAUUUUACAUGAUUUUUGAAACCUAUUCAGAAUAACCUUACAGUCAAUUCCACGUAAAUUUCAACCAAAUUUGUCUUCGUUGGAGUGAAUGCGAAUAAGCAACACACAUGGAACAGAAAAUCAUAUCGUGAAAA
This is a messenger RNA of Culex quinquefasciatus (southern house mosquito), 2874 nucleotides long. Its product is annotated as insulin-like growth factor-binding protein complex acid labile subunit. The coding region runs from base 414 to 2228 and encodes 604 amino acids. Gene Ontology annotation, cellular component: extracellular matrix. The record is from RefSeq and is a predicted model, not a curated record. Lineage: Eukaryota; Metazoa; Arthropoda; Insecta; Diptera; Culicidae. Gene Ontology annotation, molecular function: protein binding. The transcript has a single exon.